Molecule: messenger RNA, 3735 nt
Organism: Cadophora gregata
Lineage: Eukaryota; Fungi; Ascomycota; Leotiomycetes; Helotiales; Ploettnerulaceae
Exons: 13
Coding region: 1354-3735 (793 amino acids)
Biological process (GO): xyloglucan metabolic process
Cellular component (GO): extracellular region
Molecular function (GO): protein binding; cellulose binding
Source: RefSeq, a predicted model, not a curated record
AUACAUUUUGCAUUUUAGCAUUGAUCUCUCUACCUUCUUUGCUGUCACAUAUUGCUAUUUCUUAAUGACGAGUUUCAACACGUCCGUGAUCGGUACCGAGAAAAAUUCCGCUGUUGAAGGAGUUGGCCAAGCGGCCGUCCAUUCUCAAUCCUAUCUUGAAAGAUCACCAGUGUAUAAAAGUCUCCUCUGUUGAUUGAAGAAAUAAGAGUUUGGUUUUGGCACAACGAAAUGGAAUGUACUGGUGAGGCUCGACCAAUACCUAGUAAAGUAUCUCUUUAUAACUACACGUGCCAGUAUUGACCAGGAGAUUUCCCCGUAGCAGCCUCUUUCUUCCAUCUUCAGCAAACCACACAGGCGCUAUCCUUUCGAUAUUGCUAGUCGCUGACCGGGUAGCAGGAACCGGGUCAUCACGAAUUAUAUUACUCUCGCAGUUCAGGGCCGUUGAUCAAUUUAUCGCGAUUGAAUAAGCCCCUACGAAGGAUUUUCAUCUCACGGAAAUGUCUUAUUCCACCAUUCGCCAUCCAUUUUUCUACACCCACCUUCAGAUAUAUUACAAAGCUCGCGCGCUUCAAGUACCGAGGCGUGCACGAUGCGAGGAAGGGCUAAACUUAGUUUUCUGGAAAUCGGAUCUUGGCUGUUACGGAUAAAAUCGUCGGCUGAAGCAGCCGGAACGACAUCAAUCAGGACACUUCUCAACCCCAAUAUGUCAGAUCACGCGGAAGCUUUCUCAGACGCUGAAGCCAAUAGGAAAUACAUCGUGCCUCAAGCCCUAGUUCGGUACGGACCGAGAAGUCCCGUUGUGUUGAGCCAGAGCACGGAAAGGCGAAUUUAAUGGCCGUUUCUACCCCAGAUUUGGCGACAAAGCCGCAAAGUCGUGAGCAAUGCGGGGUGCCUUGCAGUAUUCCGUCCAGUACUCGAUGGUAGAUCGGGCAAGGAACAGGGCACAAAAGGAUGCAGAUGCUUUCCAGCUAGGGUUCACGUCCCUGUGUUCCUUAAAUGAGUUAAGAUGAGUUGGUAAACUAAAUUCUCGGAUCCAGAUUGAGAAACGGGGAGAAUAUAUUAUAUAUGUCUCAUUGUAUCUUGAAGGCGUAAGCUUUCUUUCUCUCCUGGUUGUGGCCACCGUUUCUCCAUUUCUCCCAUCAUGUUUCUCUUUCAAGGUGCGGCCUUGCUGGCUGCCAGUUUGCUUUCGAGCUCUGUUGAGGCUGUCGCCUCUCAAGCUUUCACCUGGAAGAAUGUCAAAAUUGGAGGUGGCGGUGGCUUUGUUCCAGGAAUUGUCUUUAAUCCCACCACCAAGGGCCUGGCUUAUGCUCGAACUGAUAUUGGAGGGGCAUAUCGUCUCAAUGCCGAUGAUUCAUGGACUCCAUUGAUGGACUCUGUAAACACCUCCAACUGGUCAGUCGAAGUCCAAUGAAUACCUGCCACCAAACUUACCGAAGUAGGCACAACUGGGGCAUCGAUGCACUUGCAACUGAUCCUGUCGAAACCAACCGCCUGUAUGUUGCUGUUGGGAUGUACACCAACGAAUGGGAUCCGAAUUUGGGAUCUAUACUUCGCUCCACUGAUCAAGGAAAUACUUGGGUGGAAACAAAACUUCCGUUCAAAGUUGGCGGGAACAUGCCCGGACGUGGCAUAGGCGAGCGUCUCGCUGUUGAUCCGAAAAGUAACAACAUCAUCUACUAUGGAGCAAGAAGCGGCAAUGGUCUCUACAAGAGCACAGAUUUUGGUGCUACAUUCUCGAAAGUCACUGCUUUCAAAUGGCCUGGCACGUACUUUCAGAAUUCGUCCAGCUCGUACACCUCUGACCCUGUUGGCAUUGCCUGGAUCACAUUUGAUACGACAACCGGAACCAAGGGAUCUGCCACCCCGAGGAUCUUUGUCGGCGUUGUUGAUGCUGGACAAUCCGUAUUCAAAUCUGAGGAUGGUGGUGUCACAUGGGAUUGGGUUUCUGGAGAGCCUCAAUUGGGAUUCAUCCCACAUAAAGGUGUUCUCUCGCCCGCGGAGAAGGUAUUGUAUGUAUCAUAUGCCAACGGUGUUGGACCAUACGAUGGAACCAAUGGCACAGUACAUAAGUACAACAUCACUUCCGGAGCGUGGACCGACAUUAGCCCAACUUCUCUUGCCUCGACGUACUAUGGAUAUGGUGGUUUAACUGUUGACCUACAACGACCUGGGACUCUGAUGGUUGCGGCACUCAAUUGCUGGUGGCCAGAUGAGCUUAUCUGGAGAAGUACGAACGGUGGAGCAACUUGGUCGCCAAUCUGGGAGUGGAACGGAUACCCCGCCAUCAAUUACUACUACGGCUUUGACAUCUCUCAGGCUCCAUGGUUAGUUGACAGAACUUCAACGGCAGAGUUUGUUGCCAAAGUAGGAUGGAUGGUAGAAGCGCUUGUGAUAGACCCAUUUGAUUCAAACCACUGGUUGUACGGGACUGGAGCGACGAUUUAUGGAAGCCGAGAUCUCUUGAGGUGGGACAGUGUCCAUAAUGUGACCGUGAAGUCUCUCGCCAACGGCAUCGAGGAGACAGCAGUCCUUGCCCUUCUCGUUGUACCUGGUGGCCCUCCUCUGCUGUCAGCGGUGGGAGAUAUUGGAGGCUUCACUCACACCAGCUUGGAUGUCGCUCCGGAUCAAGCAUGGCAUACCCCAACUUAUGGUACAACUCGAGAUAUUGAUUAUGCCGGUAACAAGCCCGCAAACUUGGUCAGAUCUGGAGAAAGUGAUACCUCGAUCAACGUGGCCGUCUCAUUCAACUACGCAUCAACUUGGAACCCAUACUACGGCGCAUCUCAAAGCACUGGUCCUGGAAAAGUUGCCAUUUCAGCUGAUGCUGAUAGCAUCUUGUUGAUGUCCUCCGCGAAUGGACCCCUCAUUUCGAAGAACACGGCUACGUUCAGCGCUAUUCCAACUCUGCCGUCGGGAGCAGCAAUUGCAUCUGAUAAGAGAAACAAUUCCUACUUCUAUGGAGGUUCAGCUGGCAGUGUUUACGUUUCAUCAAACGCCGGUGUGACAUUUGCUAAGACCGCCACCCUGGGUGCCUCAACUGCGGUCAACCAGAUCCGAGUUCAUCCAACUAUUGCAGGUGACGUGUGGGUAAGCACUGAUACUGGACUCUUCCACUCCACCAAUUUUGGAAGUACCUUUACCCAAGUCGGAAGCGGCGUGACUGCUGGGUGGAGCUUUGCUUUCGGCGCUGGCGCAACCGCAUCAGCCUAUCCCACAGCUUACGGAUUCUUCACCAUCUCCGGCACAACCGCUCUCUUCAAAACCGAAGAUGCAGGACUCAACUGGGCUAUGAUAAGUGAUGCCGCCCAUGGCUUUGGCGCUGCAUCUGCAAAUGUUGUCGGUGCUGAUAUGGCUACCUACGGUAAGGUGUAUGUGGGUACCAACGGUCGUGGAAUUUUGUACGGAAUCGCUUCAGGCAAACUCCCUCCAUCGACAGCGACAGCUUCGGCUACAUCGACAAGCAAGGCUACAUCUGGAUCGAGCAGUGUCCCAACCACUGUCCCUACAUCGGCAACUUCUAGCAAGUCUGCUACAGUCAUUACUACUACCAGUUCGAAAACUUCGACAACAUCGAAGACCAGUACAGCGGCCACAGCAACGACUUCUUCAACCAUUGCACCAGCUGGGCCAUACGGACAGUGCGGUGGAGGACCAGGUUACACUGGACCAACUACUUGUGUCGCUGGCUGGACAUGCAAGUACUCUAACGAUUUCUACUCGCAGUGCCUGCAAUGA